GAAAGAAAGUCCAAAACACCAAAUCAGCAAAGAACAAACACAGGAAAGGAAAGUCCAAUCACCAAACCCACAAAAAAAGGAAAGAAAGUCCAAAUCAUCAAACUCAGUGAAGAACAAACACAAGAAGGAAUAAAAGUCCAAAUCAUGAAGAACAAAUACAAGAAGAGAAAGAAAAAACAACAAGAAAGGAAAGCUAUUAUUACUACAGCCAAGUCAAAAUCACCAUUUGCAGUAAAGCAUAGUACAAAAAGGAAAGAAAAAUUGAAAAAUGAAAAACAACAAGAAAGCUACUUUUCACUACAGCCAAGUCCAAAUCACUAUUCCUGGCGAAGCAUAACACAAAAAAGGAAAGAAAGUCCAAAAUACCAAAUCAGUGAAGAACAAACACAGAAAGGAAAGUCCAAUCACCAAACCCAGCGAAGAAAGAAAAGAAAGUCCAAAUCACCAAACCCAAGAAGAACAAAUCUACAAAAGAAAGGAAAGUUAGUUGAAAGAAUUGAAAAAUGGAAACAACAAGAAAGGAAAGCUAUUAUUACUACAGCCAAGUCUACCAUUUCUGAACAAACACAAGAAGAAAAACUACCACUUCUGGUGAAGAACAAAUCUACAAAAGAAAGAAAAUUAGUUGAAAGAAUUGAAAAAUGGAAAACAACAAGAAAGCUACUUAUCACUACAGCCAAGUCCAAAUCACUAUUCCCAGUGAAAUACAAUACAAAAAAGGAAAAAAAGUCCAAAACACCAAAUCAGUGA
Scutellospora calospora is the source of this 750-nucleotide messenger RNA. The record is from the annotation of a GenBank genome assembly. NCBI's taxonomy places the organism in Eukaryota, Fungi, Glomeromycota, Glomeromycetes, Diversisporales, Gigasporaceae.